CCAAAGAUGACACCUUUCCUUACUACAACCACCACACACCACCACCACCACCCCCUUCUUCCACCCCAUCUUUUCUCACCAAUGCAGGUACUAGUCAUUGGAUCAGGAUCUUUUCAUGUCUUGCUUCUUCUCCUCCUCUUUUUUCCCACCCUCCCCCUUAAAAAAAAAAAAAAAAAGGUUUUUUUUUUUAAAAAAAAAUUAUUUUGUUUCAUUUUGGGGGUCUUGUCAAUAUAGAUGAUGGAGAGUAGUGGGAUGGAUCAUGGAUGUGGAUCUUAUUUUAUUUUUAAAGGUGUUUCUUUUCCUUUCACUAAUUAGUGGGGACAAAAAAGAUCAAAUAGGAGGAAAAGGGAGCAUAAAACACUAGUAUCCAAUGUUGUUCUUUUCUCCUCCCCCCCUCCUUUUUUUUUUUCUUUGCUUCUAUUAAGUCUUCAAGGAAAAUGCUAGCAAAAGUCCCUCCUUUUUCCCUUUUUUUAUUUUCGUGUGUGUGUUCUUAUUUCCUAAGUCUAACAAAUGAAAAAAGAAGACCCAAAUCAUGGUUUUGUGCAUCUUUGAUGGAUUGUUUUCUGGGAGCUCAAACACAAGCAUGAAUGGGGUAUUGGCAAGGGUGAGAGGGCCCUUCACUCCAUCUCAAUGGAUGGAGCUGGAGCACCAAGCUUUGAUCUACAAGUACAUUGUUGCAAAUGCACCCAUACCAAGUAGUCUCCUUAUCCCCAUUAGAAGGAGCCUCAACCCAUCUGGGUUCCCUCCAUUCUCUGCUCCAUCUUUUGGCUCAUCCACAUUGGGGUGGGGAAAUUUCCAACUGGGUUUUCCCGGAAAUGCGGAUCCCGAGCCGGGGAGAUGCCGUCGGACGGACGGAAAGAAAUGGCGGUGCUCGAGGGACGCAGUCGCAGACCAAAAGUAUUGUGAGCGCCACAUGAACCGGGGCCGCCACCGUUCAAGAAAGCAUGUGGAAGGCCGCUCUGGCCACGCCGCCGCAAGACCAUCCCCAACUUCUUCACAAGCUGCUUCCUCAGCUGUCCUCUCUACUGCAGAGCAGCAGGCAAAGAGUUUGGGGCCGAGUACUACUGCUGAUCCUUGCCCUGCUCCGUUUAACAGGAUGUUGAUGGGCAAAGAAAAAGUAAAUGAUUAUGCUGCGGACUCCCAAAGGCUCUCUAUGCUUACUUCUAUGAGCCAAAAGCCCAUAGACUCUUCCUUUCCCAUCUCGAAGCAACACAAUCCCUUUGAGGAAGCCGCAUUCUCAGAUAACAUCAACUUCCUUCCUGCGCCCAAACUCAAUGAAAAUUCGCAAACUCACCCUCUUCGCCAUUUCUUUGAUGAUUGGCCCAAAAACCACUCUGAUAGUUCUUCUCUCACCUGGCACGAGGUUGAAGAAAUGCAAUGCGAAAGAACCCAACUUUCUAUAUCUAUCCCUAUGACCUCCUCCGACUUCUCGUCCUCGUCUUCUCCUACUCAUGAGAAGCUUACUCUUUCACCCCCUAGACUAUCUCGCGAGAGUGAGUUUAGUCAAAAGCAAGUAAAUUGGGUACCGAUUUCUUGGGAGUCUUCGAUAGGUGGACCUUUAGGAGAGGUGUUGAACAACACCAAUAGCACAAUACCAAAGGAUCAAAGCAAGAACUUGUCAUCAUCUUCGCUGAAUCUUUCGAUGGACGGGUGGGACUUAGAGUCGUCGCCAUCGGGAGUUCUUCAGAAGGCUAACUUCGGUUCGGUGUCUAGCAGCACCGGCAGUAGCCCGAGGCCGGAGAAUCCGAAGGCUUAUGAGUCUCAUAAGAGCAGCGGAAGCCUGUGCAACGAGAUACUCGGGUCAGGCCUUGCGAAUUCCCUGACUAUGCCUUCAUUUUAAGCUUCUAAAAGAGUUAUCUUCCAGUAGAAAAUAGUGAAAAGUGUUAUGUAUCAUGGUUUGUGGAGAGUGACUUUAGUUUUGCUUGCUAGUAAAAUUAUGGAGCAUUUAGUUUCAGAAACUUGAAUUUUUAUGUUUAUUUCCUUGGUUUUGUACUUUGUUCUUGGAUUAUCUCUUUGAAGAAGGAUUGAAAGCCUCCUUAUAUGUAUUCUGUCAAAAAAAUGGCAAAAAGAGAAAAAAAAAGGACUUAUGUACUUGAUCUACAGCUAUGUAUAACAGGUUGGGUUUUAAUUGAUCUGA
Ananas comosus (pineapple) is the source of this 2137-nucleotide messenger RNA. Its product is annotated as growth-regulating factor 6-like. The transcript is spliced from 4 exons. Lineage: Eukaryota; Viridiplantae; Streptophyta; Magnoliopsida; Poales; Bromeliaceae. Gene Ontology annotation, biological process: developmental process; DNA-templated transcription; regulation of DNA-templated transcription. Gene Ontology annotation, molecular function: ATP binding. The coding region runs from base 533 to 1840 and encodes 435 amino acids. The record is from RefSeq and is a predicted model, not a curated record. Gene Ontology annotation, cellular component: nucleus.